GUGGGUUACUAUUUUAUUCAUCAACCUAGAUGGACAUGUCAUUCUCGGUUAACGUUCGAACAAAGUGAAAGCUAUGGCUGGUGCUGUACAGGAGGUUAGGGAUCCUCUGUCUACAGACAGUAAAGGAUCUGCGACUGUAAAAACAUCGUUAUCUUACGAAGAAAUCGCUAAUAAGCUUUUAAACGAAAAGCUUUUAUUAACGGCCUUGGAAUUACAUGCAGAACUAUGCGAAGCUGGGAAAGAAUUACCUAUUUUAAGAGAAUUUUUUUCGAAUCCGAAUCAUUUUGAAAUUCAAAAUAUUAAACCAGAACCUUAUACUCCUAUGCCUAGGUCCUCUAGUCAGGCUACUUUAGAUUCACUUGAUAUGACAAGGUAUUCAGAAGAUGGUGCAGGAGUUGAUGAGAGAGUAGCAAUUUUAGAGUUUGAACUAAGAAAGGCCAGGGAAAGCAUUUCUGCUCUUCGUGCAAAUCUCACUGUAGUAACAGAGUCUGAAGGAACUACACCUAAUAAGUGCUCUGAUAAGCAUUUAGCCAGUAAACCCCCAAUAAAACCUCAUGAACAAAGAGCUGUAAAUUUUCUUGUUAAUGAAUAUUUAUUAGCACGUUCUUACAAGUUGACAUCAAUCACAUUUAGUGAUGAAAAUGAAAAUCAGGAUUUUGAAGAUUGGCAGGAUGUGGGAUUGAAUAUUCCAAAACCAGCAGAAUUAUUACAAAUUUAUAGGGAAUAUAUGAGAGCAAAUGGGUAUGAUAAGUCACCUUCUGUGAGUGUUGGUGUGCAAACAGAUUUCUGUGAGGUAGAGUCUGAGAUAGAAAAGAAUGAAUUUAAAGAAAUGGUAAAAAAAGUGGAAGAACUCAGACAACAAACUGUAUUGUUAGAACAAGAAAAAUUGGAUUUGCAACAAAUUAUUGCCACCACAAAUGAAAAUUUAUCUCAAAAUCCGAUUAAGCAAGGUAGUAGCGGUACAAUACAAACAAUAAAUUCAAAUUCUACCACUCCGGAUAAGUUUGAACUUCUUGAAACUCCUGCUCGUGAUACAUCGAACGUUACUCAAGAACCAGAGGAAGAUGAUAGCGUUUCAGCUGUUGUUAGUCUUGGUGAAACAGAUCCUGGAGAUAAAGAAUGGACUAGAAUUCAAUUACCUAGGGUGGAUGUCUCAGAAGGAAUAUCUAUCCUUCCAAAUCCACCAUCUAGACAUCUACCGCUAAAGUUUAAAAUGGAGGUGAUAACACACUGUUUAGUAAAUGUACCAAAUUCCGUAAUUUCUUCGGCAGAAGAAGUUUUUAAAAAUGGAGUGACACGCGACACUCUCGUUCAAAUUUUAGCACAAACAUUACCUCGUAUCGUACCCAAUGUUAUCUUAAAUAAACGCGAAGAAGUUAUACCACUAAUACUAAGUGCAAUUCGGCUUCAUAAUGACUCCGGAGAAAGAGAAAAAUUAUUACAGCUCCUAUUCAGCUUAAAGAAGAGACCACAAGAAGAUGAAAGACAAUUAAUAUUAGCUGGUUUUAUUGCUAUGGCAAAACUUGAGGAUGAACCAAUAGAAGGUGAAGAAAUAUUGACUAUUUGUUGGGAACAAAGUCAGCACAAGUACCCUGAGAAGAGGUUACUAGCUAUUGAGUGCUGUUCUGUAUUAGCUCCAUAUAUGUCAGUAGAAAUAAGAAAUUCGUUAAUGCUCUCUAUGCUCCAGCAAAUGUUACUUGAAGAUAAAGACCCUGCAGUUAGGGCUAGUGUAAUUAGAAGUCUUGCACUGUUGAUAGCUUUAAUGGAUGAUCCUGAUAAAUAUUUUCAGUGUGAAGAAUUAGCUUUAACGGCACUUUAUGACACAUCGCCUACCGCUGUUGAAGUCGCAUCUUCUAUACUUUUACCGAUUUUAGCUCAAUGGGCGCUCUCUCUUAAGAGAUUGCAAACACAUCUUUUACCGCGUAUAAUAUCUAAAGUAAAAAGUCAUUUAAAGUCUGGGCAUUCCCAACACUCACCUAACAAAGACCACAUAGAUGAAGGAAGAAUAGUGUCAUCAAUUGGAGUAUUACAAUAUUUACUUCCACAUAUGGUUAUCUGUAUAGUAGAUACUGAUGCAGUCAGAACUUAUGUUGAACAUGGCAUGUCAUCUGAUUUGCCUGAGGUCUUCCUGCACUUGUGUCAUUCCAAUAUUGUUAAUCCAAAAGUAUUUUAUGACGGCGAUGUAGAUGUAGCAACUCUUCUAAAUACAUUUUUUACAAAUACAUGGGAAAAUGACUCAUGGCCGGAAUUAGAGUGGUUUACAAAUAGAUUAGUUGUGGACGUUUUGGAAAUGGUAAAAUCUGUCGAAACUGCACAAGAGAACAUUUUAAAUGCUCUUUUAACGUAUGUUCAUUCUUUAUGUUUGGGUUUUGGGCGAUAUAUCACGCAAACAAGGAUUCAACCAAUAUUCGUAUCUGAAGUAACUGAACUUGAGCAACAAUUAACGACCCUAUCAACAGAUAAAAAAAAUAUGAGUUUAACUUUAAUUCCAACAUAUUUAAUUAUAUUGUCGACUUUAAAUGGUACAGAGGUUUCUAAGUCUUUAAAACAGUUCCUUGUUGCUUUAUCCAUGAGUGGUACCAGUAUUACUAGUUUACAGAUUGCAAUUAUUAUGUUAUGCACUCAAGAACAUAUGCAAGAAUAUGUCCUUAGUGGUUUGUGGGAUGGGGUAGUGCACCAAAGACCUAUCGUAAGAUGCGCAACCGCAACACUAUUUAGUUGCGUGAUAGCUCACGUUUCCGAUCGGUUAGCAAGUACUAAGGUAGUUCCUGCAAUUGUAACACUCGUUAGUGAUCCCGAUAUAACUGUUCGAUCUGCAGCAAUUCCUUCUCUUGGUCGUUUAAUAACAGAGUGCAAAGUAAGAGAGAUGCGUGAUAAAGCACGUUUAACUUUAGAAACCAUUGCUAAAGAACCUCAGGGUGUUCCGCCCACUUUAGCACUUCCGUUGGUCUCAACGUUAGCUUUUAUCGCUCCUAAUUGUCCUCAAAAUUACAUAGAAGACGUUAUAGCUACACAAUUAAUGGGGAUCACUUCAUCGACAUUACAACAAGGUCGUAAAAUUGAUCUUGUUAGUGCUUUGGUCGAAGCAUAUUCUGUUCUGGUGUAUUGUCCGCUGAGUAAUCAGUGUGUUUCUGGUGUAUUGCUGCCAGGAUUGAAGUGUCUCGAACAGUUGGUUAAUCAAUAUUUACCUCAACAAAAAGAAGCUGUUCGGUCACUUCUAAGGGAAGCAGAAUCGCGGCAGGAUCUUUCAAAACCAAUGGAAAGGUCUUUAUCAAUGAGUUCGGGUCUUUCGUUAUCAAUGGCUACAGUAAAUGUGGGGCAAGGUGUAGAAGACAUGAAACAAAGAGUGAGCAAGAUAUUUCAACAGAAAACUAGUUCACCAAGUAUGUCUAGUAUUUUUCGAAAGAAAUAA
This is a messenger RNA of Habropoda laboriosa, 3412 nucleotides long. RefSeq names its product lisH domain and HEAT repeat-containing protein KIAA1468 homolog. The record is from RefSeq and is a predicted model, not a curated record. Gene Ontology annotation, biological process: intracellular cholesterol transport. The transcript is spliced from 16 exons. The coding region runs from base 74 to 3412 and encodes 1112 amino acids. Gene Ontology annotation, cellular component: trans-Golgi network; recycling endosome. NCBI's taxonomy places the organism in Eukaryota, Metazoa, Arthropoda, Insecta, Hymenoptera, Apidae. Gene Ontology annotation, molecular function: protein binding.